AAAAAAAAUGGAAGUGAAAAAAUAGUUCAAUAUUAAGGACCAAAAGUGGGUUUUUCUUUUUUGAAAUUUUUGAGUGGAACCAUCAUUUUGUAAUUCCAUUCCCAUCUAAAAGAAGCGGCAAAAUCGAGUUCGAAAUGCCACUGGCAAUCCGAAAUUUCCACUUCCUACGUUCAAUUUCUCUCAGUUUCUGCCCCAAAAUCCAAAACCCUAGAAUCACCGAAUCGACGCCAUCCCACACUCUGCCAACUCCCCUGAAAUCUCCAUCAUCCCGGGAUCAAAGGCCCGUCAGCAUGUCGUCGUCUUCGUCUUCGUCUUCAUGGCCAUGCAAGAAAUGCACGUUCCUGAACCCACCCUCUGCAAAACCCACCUGCCAGAUUUGCCUCUCGAACUCCUCUCCUUCUCCUCCGGCCUCCCCCGCAACCCCCAAGUGGGCCUGCAAGUCCUGCACUUUCUUGAACCCUUACAGGAACAGCCGCUGCGAAAUCUGCUGCACUGGGGCUUCCGCCUCCAAGUUCGAUGACUUGAAGGACACGACCUCUGACAUUGAUCCUUCGGUGGGGUCCGUGUUCUUCCCUCUGAGGGCUUGCUCUAGUAAGAGGAAGAGGGAGGACCGACCCAUUCAGGAUGAGGGCGGUGACGUUGGGGGAGGACGAGAGGAUGGUGUUCCGGUUGGCGAGUUUCGUGGGAUCAAGGCGAGCAGUAAAGGAGUUGGAGAGGACAGGUCUUCAUUCUUGGGUUUGAGCUCAGUAAAGAUACUGAGUUACAAUGUUUGGUUCCGAGAAGACCUCGAGCUGCACAAGAGAAUGAAAGCAAUAGGGGAUCUUAUUCAACUGCAUUCCCCUGAUGUCAUUUGUUUUCAGGAAGUUACUCCUACCAUAUAUGAAAUAUUUCUUCAAUCAAGCUGGUGGAAGUUUUACUGUUGCUCUGUUUCGAGUGCAGAUGCAUAUGAGAGGCCCUACUUUUGCAUGCAGCUGAGCAAACUGCCUGCGAAAUCCUUCACUUGCAAACCCUUCAACAACUCCAUAAUGGGCAGAGAACUGUGCAUCGCCGAGCUUGAGAUCCCAUUGGUUGUGGCCACGAGCCACCUUGAGAGCCCGUGUCCUGCUCCACCGAAGUGGGACCAGAUGUACAGCAAGGAACGAGUGGACCAAGCCAGAGAGUUGAUCCCCCUCCUUGAUAAGAACCCAAACGUGAUAUUUGCUGGUGACACCAACUGGGACGACAAGCUCGAUGGCAAUUUUCCCUUGCAGGAAGGAUGGGUCGACGCGUGGGCCCACCUGAGGCCCGUAGAGAAUGGGUGGACAUAUGACACCAAGUCCAACAGGAUGCUGUCGGGAAACCGGACACUUCAGAAGCGACUGGAUAGGAUCAUGUGUAAAUUGCAGGAUUUUAAGGUGAGUGGAAUCGAGAUGAUUGGGAUGGAGGCGAUCCCGGGCCUAUCAUAUUGCAAGGAGAAGAAGAUUGGGAAGGAGAUGAAGCAGCUGGUGCUGCCGGUCUUGCCGAGCGAUCACUAUGGGUUGCUUCUAACAAUUUCAAGGCAGUGAAUACGUGGUGCAAACUGAAAGGUUCCUAGAAAUAUAUAUAUAUAUAUAUAUUUGUAUAGAUGAAAAGGUUUAGGCCUUGGAUGGCCUCUGGAUGAAGGCAUUUUUGUACAGGUGACAAGGUGUUCAUCUUUCACACUAAGAGAUGUCCGACCUCCACCCUUAUCAAGGGCGAUGGGUCUUAAGUCUCAUCUGGACCUAUUAAAUUGAAUGGAAAUUCCCAUGUUUUUGGAUUA
Messenger RNA from Punica granatum (pomegranate), 1777 nucleotides. NCBI's taxonomy places the organism in Eukaryota, Viridiplantae, Streptophyta, Magnoliopsida, Myrtales, Lythraceae. The record is from RefSeq and is a predicted model, not a curated record.